UUUUCAUCUAAAGUCCUCAAUAAGACGAUUUUACCCUCACCAUCCUGACGGCAGCUGCUUAAACUGGAAAGAAAACAAGCAAUUUGAUUACUCGUGUGAGCAAAGAACACCGAUCGGAGAAAUGGCGUCGGUGGUGCGGGGGAUUCUGAAAUCGAUCAAAGACAAAGGGAUCGGCACUUUCUGGAGAGAGCUCAAGGAAGAAGGCUACUUGAAAUGCUUAGCCGAUGGAAAUCUAUUGCAAACAAAGAUCCACAACAUUGGUGCGACACUAGUGGGUGUUGAUAAGUUUGGUAAUAAAUAUUACCAGAGGGUUGAUGAAGAGACUCAAUAUGGUAGGCACAGGUGGGUUGAAUAUGCAGAGAAGGGUCGAUAUAAUGCUUCUCAGGUGCCACCCGAAUGGCAUGGCUGGCUCCACCACAUAACUGAUCAUACAGGAGACGAGCUUCUGAUGCUGAAACCGAGCAGAUAUGGAAUUGAACACAAGGAAAACUUUUCUGGGGAAGGUGAAGAAUUUAUCUACCAUUCCAAGGGACAUGCUCUUAAUCCCGGACAGAGAGAUUGGACUCGAUACCAAUCAUGGCAACCAACCAAAUCAUAAGUAAUUUGUCUUUCAACAAUCCCUUUGUUCAAUUUGGAAAUCCUUGGGAUAUUGGUUUGUCUUUUUUCCUUUCUUCUGAAUAAGCGACUUGUUGUCUAUACAAGCUGUGAAUUAUUUUUCAUUAUGUUUUACUGCACAACCGAUAGAGGAAUUUUCAGCAUGGUACUGAUUUUUCAGGUUUUAACAAAUUCAUUGUUGUGCUAA
Molecule: messenger RNA, 802 nt
Organism: Cucumis melo (muskmelon)
Lineage: Eukaryota; Viridiplantae; Streptophyta; Magnoliopsida; Cucurbitales; Cucurbitaceae
Product: probable NADH dehydrogenase [ubiquinone] 1 alpha subcomplex subunit 12
Exons: 5
Coding region: 122-598 (158 amino acids)
Biological process (GO): response to oxidative stress; mitochondrial respiratory chain complex I assembly
Cellular component (GO): membrane
Source: RefSeq, a predicted model, not a curated record